Messenger RNA from Solanum pennellii, 1689 nucleotides. Its product is annotated as zinc finger protein CONSTANS-LIKE 13. The transcript has 4 exons. The coding region runs from base 207 to 1328 and encodes 373 amino acids. Lineage: Eukaryota; Viridiplantae; Streptophyta; Magnoliopsida; Solanales; Solanaceae. Gene Ontology annotation, molecular function: zinc ion binding; protein binding. The record is from RefSeq and is a predicted model, not a curated record.
CAGUCACACGUAUGGGGAGAUCGAAACAAUGAAAAAGUAAAUAAGAGAGAUAUUAAUAUCUCCACUCUUUCUGGACCCCCAAUCCCCCUUUUGAAAAGUGAUAAAGAUUCUUGUGCCUAACAAAACAACUCUGCAUUUGCAGCUUUCCCACAGCCAAUGCUGACCUAAAAAAAUCUCUCAAAGAAACUCCAUUUCAACUAAAAAACAUGACUGAAGUAAAAAAAGAUGAAGAAAAUCAUCAUCAGCAUGUUUGUGAUUUUUGUGGAAACAACACAGCACUUUUGUAUUGCAGAGCAGAUUCAGCUAAGCUCUGUUUUACCUGUGACCGUGAAGUUCAUUCAACUAAUCAGCUUUUCACUAAACAUACUCGUUGGUUGCUCUGUAAUCAUUGUGAUUCUUCUCCAGCUUCUAUACUCUGUUGUACAGAGACCUCUGUUUUGUGUCAAAAUUGUGAUUGGGAAUCUCAUAAUAAACUAUUGUCUCUACAUGAAAGAAGACCACUCGAGGGGUUUACCGGUUGUCCUUCUGUUUCUGAGCUGUUGUCGAUUCUUGGAUUUGAAGAUUUGGGGAAGAAGGAACUUUUGUGUGGCGGUGAUGAUGGAGGUUAUGGUUUCUCUGAUUGGGUUAUUUGGGAUACUCCGUCUGUUGUUACUCUUGAUGAUUUGAUUGCUAAUAAUAAUGAUUCUGGACAUAAUUAUCAAGCUAUUGGGGUUCCUCCUCUACCGAAGAACCGAAAUGCUGCUUGUGGAAAACACAAGGAAGAAAUACUUAGUCAGCUUCGCGAAUUAUCAAAGUUGGAACCAAAUUCGGGUGAUGAUCAAGAUGAAAAUGUACCAACUACAGGAUUUCAAUCUAUGGAACCUGUACAAAAUUGUCCGUUGAGAUAUAAAGGUUCGGGAUUUAUGCAGAGUUCAGAUCAACAUGUAGUUCCUUCAUCUGAGGGGAGCGCCUUCCAUUGGCACGGUGAUACUGGUGAAUUCGUAGAUCAAGGCUUUUCUUCUUCUUUAACGGACUGCUUCAUUGAGACAAAGUGCUUACUACCCGACAGAGAUUCAGAUGUUUGUGAUGCUUCUGGUGGAGGAAAUGAAGAACAAUCUCAUCAUCCUCCCACUACUGAAACAUUUCAAAUGGUACCUAAAGUCGUUCAUCGCGAGUUAAACAGCCAAGAAAGAGAAACUGCUGUGUCACGGUACAAGGAGAAGAAGAAAACAAGGAGAUAUGAGAAGCAUAUUAGGUACGAGUCAAGGAAGGCUCGUGCAGAAACUAGAACACGAAUCAAGGGACGUUUUGCCAAGAUGGAUUACAGGGAUUCCUCCGUGCAUCAGUAAUGUCAAACGUUGUUUGUUUUUUUCCGAAUCCAGGACAUUCUGCUUGAAGAUCAUCGGUAUACUGUACUGGAAAACGUUUAGUCAAUUCUGUCGUGUGGACUGCAAAUCUUUUAUCAGCUCGAUCGCAGGAUCUAUAGAGGCAAUUAGGGUGUCUAUCUUAUAUUUCAGCAUGUAUUUAUAGACUAUAAUAAUUUGUAAAGCUAAAAGAAGUUGAUAAAAACAUGUAGCAUAGAAAAGGGGUAAAAAAAACAAUGAGAUUUUUAGUAUAGUGUUUUGUGUAGCUUGUUGUGUAUGUAGGCUUUUGCAGUUCAGCUUAUAUAUACAUUCAUUCAAAUGUUUAUCAAAUUAGUGAACUUUUGUA